Oxyura jamaicensis (ruddy duck) is the source of this 982-nucleotide messenger RNA. RefSeq names its product fibroblast growth factor 8 (gene FGF8). Bases 259 to 903 code for a protein of 214 amino acids. Gene Ontology annotation, cellular component: cytoplasm. The record is from RefSeq and is a predicted model, not a curated record. NCBI's taxonomy places the organism in Eukaryota, Metazoa, Chordata, Aves, Anseriformes, Anatidae. Gene Ontology annotation, biological process: positive regulation of cell population proliferation; neuron differentiation; limb morphogenesis. Gene Ontology annotation, molecular function: type 1 fibroblast growth factor receptor binding; type 2 fibroblast growth factor receptor binding; growth factor activity. The transcript is spliced from 6 exons.
CGGGGCUCGGCGGCACAAUGCAGCCCUCGGAGGCCCUGCCCGGGCUGUGGGGCUGAGCCCCGGCCCCCCAUGGCCCCCCUCCGCCGGUCCUAGGGGUGCCCGGUGCCCGCAGCAGGACGCGCCGGCAGGGCGAGAGGAGAGGCGAGGAGCCGAGGCAGCGCCGCGCCCCCCUUGGCCCCCCCCCCGGGUCCCCCCGCCCCAAAACGGGCUCUACCCCGCCGCCGGGUCCCGGGCUCCCGGCCCCGCACCGGCUCCGCGAUGGACCCCUGCUCCUCGCUCUUCAGCUACGUGUUAAUGCACUUGUUCGUCCUCUGCCUGCAAGCCCAGGUAACUGUUCAGUCCCCACCUAAUUUUACACAGCAUGUGAGGGAGCAGAGCCUGGUGACAGAUCAGCUGAGCCGGCGGCUCGUCCGUACCUACCAGCUGUACAGCAGGACCAGCGGGAAGCAUGUGCAGAUCUUGGACAACAAGAAAAUCAAUGCGAUGGCAGAGGAUGGGGACGUGCACGCCAAGCUCAUCGUGGAGACCGACACCUUCGGGAGCCGCGUGCGCAUCAAGGGGGCGGCCACGGGUUUCUACAUCUGCAUGAACAAGAAGGGGAAGCUGAUCGGCAAGAGCAACGGCAAAGGCAAGGACUGCGUCUUCACGGAGAUCGUCCUGGAGAACAACUACACGGCGCUGCAGAACGCCAAGUACGAGGGCUGGUACAUGGCCUUCACCCGCAAGGGCCGCCCGCGCAAGGGCUCCAAGACCCGGCAGCACCAGCGCGAGGUGCACUUCAUGAAGCGGCUCCCCAAGGGCCACCAGACCACCGAGCCCCACCGGCGCUUCGAGUUCCUCAACUACCCCUUCAACCGCAGGAGCAAAAGGACUAGAAACUCCAGCUCCAAGGCUGGCCCUUGACUUGCCAAGCCCUGAGGACUCUGCUUAGGAGCUUGGUGGACUUAACCCGUAGAGACUUUUCCUAUAUGGUUAUUAAAAA